Molecule: messenger RNA, 1813 nt
Organism: Lathyrus oleraceus (garden pea)
Lineage: Eukaryota; Viridiplantae; Streptophyta; Magnoliopsida; Fabales; Fabaceae
Product: putative glucose-6-phosphate 1-epimerase
Exons: 8
Coding region: 551-1465 (304 amino acids)
Biological process (GO): carbohydrate metabolic process
Cellular component (GO): cytoplasm
Molecular function (GO): glucose-6-phosphate 1-epimerase activity; carbohydrate binding
Source: RefSeq, a predicted model, not a curated record
UUAUUUUCCAACGAAUUGCAGAUUAUCUCAUUCUUAUCUAUUCUACCUUGAUGACCUAAAAUCAAAGGUCCAAAAUCCACAACUUUUCAACCUAAAAUCAAAGGUCCAAAAUCCACCAACUUUUCAAUCAUUUAAACCUCAAUAUGUCUAACCUUAACCGUUAUUCUUGAGAUUCCACAAUAGACCUUGAAAUUUCAAAAACCAUUCAAUUCAAAUUUAACUAGAGAUUUUAUUUGUCUAAGCUUCAAUAAUUCUGAUUUUUAACAUGAAAAUAACCUCGACAAGACACCAUUUUAUCCUCAAUAUUUGAUCUUCACUCUUGACUUGUAACUAUCAACCUUGUUUCAUUCCUUUUCAAUAAUAACUGAAAAACAACUCGGUUUCUCACAAAAAAGUUUUCACGGGAACCACGUGAUUUUUCUUUCAUCUGCUCAACCGAUUUCGUCACGUCAAAGUUUGUUUUCUUUAAACUCUCAUAAAGUAUCCACAAUAAGGGAAAAUAAUUAAUAAAGGAACUGUUUUCGGUUUCUUUGAAUUGUUUCUCUCAAAGAUGAAUCAUUCUGGAAGUGAAACUGAUCAUAGCAGAAAGUUAGUUGAACUUACCAAGGACAAAAAUGGGAUAGACCAUCUUGUUCUUCGAAACCCUCGAGGAGCUUCAGCAACGGUUAGCUUGCACGGAGGGCAAGUUCUUUCAUGGAAAACCGAACGCGGCCAAGAGUUAUUGUUCUCUAGUACAAAGGCAUUCUUUAGUCCUCCCAAACCGGUCCGAGGAGGAAUUCCAAUCUGUUUUCCACAGUUUGGAAACCGUGGUACACUAGAGCAACAUGGAUUUGCUAGGAAUAAGAUAUGGGUUAUUGAUCAAAAUCCCCCGCCACUUUCCGCUGAUUCCAAUGGAAAAGUUUGCAUUGACUUGUUGCUCAAACCAUCCGAAGAUGAUAUGAAGAUAUGGCCACACAGCUUCGAGUUUCGCCUAAAGGUCUGUUUGACAGCCGACGGCCGUCUGAUCCUGAUAUCUCGCAUCAGGAAUGUCAAUGGCAAGCCUUUCAGUUUCUCCUUUGCAUUUCAUACAUAUUUGUCCAUCUCUGAUAUCAGUGAAGUGAGGUUAGAAGGGUUGGAAACUCUUGACUACCUCGAUAACUUAUACCAAAAGGAACGAUUUACAGAACAAGGAGAUGCUUUGACAUUUGAAUCUGAGGUGGAUCGAGUUUAUCUUGAUUCUAGCAACAUGGUAGCUGUUCUAGAUCACGAAAAGAAGCGAACAUUCGUGAUACGAAAGGAAGGUCUUCCUGAUGUUGUUGUUUGGAAUCCUUGGGAGAAAAAAUCCAAGUCAAUAGUGGAUUUCGGAGACGAAGAGUACAAGCAAAUGCUCUGCGUGGAUGGCGCAGCAGUUGAAAAUCCGAUAACCUUAAAACCGGGAGAAGAAUGGACCGGUCGCUUGGAGCUCUCGGUUGUUCCUUCUACAUGACUUGACUUCCAUGUGCAGUUUGAAAGAAAAUACUAACAAAAAGAAACCAGCAAGCAUUGGUUAUUGUUUUAGCAAAACUUGUGCAGCCUAAAAAUCAUGAGCAAUAACAAUAAGAACAGAUACAUGUGAUGUUGUUCAAGAUCAACCACUUUUCCAAUAUAUACAUAUAAGUGAUGUGCAUGAGGUUGAUGCAGUUAGCUUAAGAAAUAUUAUGAAUAUGGAGAUAUUUUUUCUUCUUCUCUUUGUAUGAUUUGCAAUUUAAUGUACACAUUCAAGUCAUGUACAUGAAAUUGUUGCAGUUAACUUAAAAAGAAAAGGAAAGAAAAAAAGAUACAACUCUUUUGUCUA